Messenger RNA from Cyprinodon variegatus (sheepshead minnow), 3673 nucleotides. Its product is annotated as potassium voltage-gated channel subfamily H member 4-like. Gene Ontology annotation, molecular function: voltage-gated potassium channel activity. The record is from RefSeq and is a predicted model, not a curated record. The coding region runs from base 337 to 3651 and encodes 1104 amino acids. Gene Ontology annotation, biological process: regulation of membrane potential; potassium ion transmembrane transport. Gene Ontology annotation, cellular component: membrane. The transcript has 15 exons. Lineage: Eukaryota; Metazoa; Chordata; Actinopteri; Cyprinodontiformes; Cyprinodontidae.
GGCAGGAAUCAUGCUUUGUGGAGUUAAGACUGACAGAGCGUUUGAGCAUAUGCUGUGAUGCUGUUGCAAGACUACGCUGAGCAAUGUGCAGCUGAACCUGACAAAUCCGGAUUUAGUACAGAAAGAAAAACCCUUUGGAGAACUGCAAAUAUUCUCACCUUCUGAAAAGGCAAUCUGGUUUAUCUGAGAAUCUCUUCUUUAAUUUCUCGAACAAGAAAACACUUGAAACUUUAUACACCAACAAAGGACCAAGAAGCAGCCCUUUUCUCUCGUCAUUUUUCUAAAGGAUAAGUGACAAACUGCUGGAAGCUGAAAAUCUCAGAAGUCUGAAAGAAGAUGCCUGUGAUGAAGGGCCUCCUUGCGCCACAAAAUACAUUUUUGGAAAGCAUAGCAAACCACUUUGAUGGAACUCACAGUAACUUUCUUCUGGGAAAUGCUCAGGGUUGCCAUGAUUACCGCAUCGUCUACUGCUCUGAUGGAUUUUGUGAGUUGACCGGCUUUGUUAGGACUGAGGUGAUGCAGAAAACGUGCACCUGCAGCUUCCUCCACGGCGCUGAGACCAGUGAUAGUGUGAUGGAUCAGGUGCACAAGGCUCUGGAGGGGCAGCAGGAGUAUCAAGGAGAGGUCUGCUUUUACAGAAAAAAUGGAAAUCAGUUUUGGUGUCUCCUGGAUAUUGUCCCAAUUAAAAAUGAGAAGGGGGAAGUUGUGCUGUUUCUGCUGUCCUUUAAAGAUGUCAGUGAAUCGUAUGGGAAAAGCCGUCCCUACAUCCAUGAAGAUGAGGCCACUAAAGAACACAGAAAAAACAGCCGAUCAUACUUUAUUCGAGCUCAAGAAAGGGGUAGGACUGUGCUUCACCGCCUGAAUAACGCGUUUACAAAAAGAGGCAAGGGAAAAUUGAGCAAUAGUAUGUUUGAGAAGCCCUCCCUGCCUGAGUACAAGGUGGCCUCUGUGAAGAAGUCGCGUUUCAUCCUGCUGCAUUACAGCAUCUUCAAGGCCAUGUGGGAUUGGCUGAUUCUGCUGGCGACUUUCUACGUCGCCGUCACUGUUCCUUUCAACGUCUGCUUUGUCAGUCACAGUGAGGGUGGAGAUCAUCUCUCACUUGUCACUCGCAGCACCACCUGGAGCGACAUAGUGGUGGAGAUGCUCUUCAUAGCAGAUAUUAUCCUGAAUUUUCGCACCACAUACGUGAGCCAGUCGGGUCAGGUGGUGUAUGAUGCUCGAUCCAUCUACCUGCAUUACUUUACUACUUGGUUCUUUGUGGAUCUGAUUGCAGCUUUGCCAUUUGACCUUCUCUAUGCUUUUAACAUCUCAGUGGUAAGAUUAUCAUUGUACUUUAUACAACACUUGUUAUUUGUGUCCAUAAUAUCAGGAUGGCUUCAGGAGUUGGGAAAGCGUCUGGAGACACCAUACAUCAACAGCACCAUGGGUGGACCCUCCAUUCCCAGCGCCUACGUCGCCUCCCUUUAUUUCACCCUCAGUAGCCUUACCAGCGUAGGUUUUGGCAACGUUUGUGCAAACACAGAUGCAGAGAAAAUCUUCUCCAUCUGUAUUAUGCUGAUUGGAGCCCUGAUGCAUGCAGUGGUCUUUGGCAAUGUAACAGCUAUUAUCCAGCGCAUGUACUCACGGCGUUCACUCUACCACACCCGCAUGAAGGAUCUCAAGGACUUCAACCGCGUGCAUCGACUCCCUCAGCAGCUAAAGCAGAGGAUGCUGGAGUACUUUCAAGCUACCUGGUCGGUCAACAACGGCAUAAACGCAAAUGAGCUGUUGCAUGACUUCCCAGAUGAACUGCGAGCAGAUAUUGCCAUGCAUCUGAAUAAAGACAUCCUGCAGCUGCCUGUGUUUGAGAGAGCCAGCAGAGGGUGUCUGCGUUCUCUCUCCCUGCACAUCAAGACUUCCUUCUGUGCACCAGGGGAGUACCUCAUCCGCCAUGGAGAUGCCCUGCACGCCAAUUAUUUUGUUUGUUCCGGUUCUCUUGAAGUCUUGAAAGAUGGUAUGGUCCAAGCUAUUCUGGGAAAAGGUGACCUGAUAGGGGCUGACCUGCCAGAGCAUGAUCAGGUGAUCAAGACAAAUGCAGAUGUGAAGGCUCUUACCUACUGUGACUUGCAGUACAUCAGUGUUAAGGCUUUGAGGGAGGUCCUCAGGUUGUAUCCAGAGUACGGCAGUCGCUUCAGCUCUGACAUCCACCACAACCUUACCUACAACCUGAGAGAGGGCAGUGAGCCUCAUGCAGUAAAGAGAUUUCCAAGGACUCCGAGGCAAACUCUGGCUCACCUCUCUUUGGAUAACAAAUUACCCUACGUCAUUGAGACAGAUGAUGAAGAACAAGCGGAUGACAUCAAACAUUCGUGGCGGAGCAGAGCACCUCUGCUACAAGGUUCUGGCAGUCCUGUUCAAAGUUCCCGUCUCAGUACUUUAGGGCAGGAGCUGCAACACAUCCAUCCAUUUCGGUCGCCUGCUCCUCAACGCCAAGGCUGCAUCGUCUCUCCUCAAUCCUUUAACGAGUUCUCCCCAUCCCAUUCUCUCAGCCUCAAAAAAGAAUCAGUUUUAAGUCAUUGGCCGUCCAAGUUAAUGCUUCCUUCUUUGUCUUGUGCUAGCCCUUUAAACCUGAGCCCAAGAGUUGUGGAUGGAAUCGAAGACAACAGCUCCACAUUUCCUUUCAAUAUAGAGCAGGAUAAGAGGCAAACAAAUGUGUCAGAAGAAUUACAGAUGAAUGGAAACCUGUUAACUGAGACAGAAGACAUGAAACGGAACAUGACCCAAUUAAAUAAAGAGGUAAACACCUUAAAUGAGGAAGUCUCCAAUCUGGUGAAGGAGCUCCAUGACAUAAUGCAUUUCCUGCAGUCAAAUAUGCCCAUGCUUCAUCAUGUCUCUCCUUCUGGGUCCACAAGUUCCAGCAACUGGCAGCCUCAUGUUUCUUUAGAUUCAUCUAAUGAGCUACACCUACGUCAUGAAACGAUUAGCUACCCAGGUAGAAAUGCAUGGGACUGCGGUGGAAUGCAGUCACACAGCAGAGCUCCAACUUUGCUGCAUUCUUCAAGCUCUGUGUCCGCCUUGCAUGUAUGCUGCUCUGACCGAGAUGGAACAGCUGAUAGGCUGCAGAGCCAGUAUAGUCCAUUUCAAAUACCCACAGUCACCCCCAGCUCCCCUUAUGCAACCCAUCCUCAAAACCUUGUUGGUUCAUCCCUCCUUGGCAUUAACUCAGCUUUCAGCAACUUCCCAGUGAUCUGCCAGAGCCAACAAGGUGUCUACAAUACAUCUAACCCCUCAAAAGAUAACACUAAUCCAGUAUGUUCUACAAUAAAUUGUGGUCAUUCUCAUCUUCCAAGGAAUUUUCUAACAGGCUCACAAAAUCUUGGCAGUCCCCAGACACAAAUUCAUUCUUCCACAAGUCCCAGUGGACAACUUCAGUAUCACACAGCCUUCAGCUCUCUGACAUCCUCACCGUCCACAGAGCUUAAGAAGAGCCAGCAGAUCUCUACAAGACAAAAUGACCCAGUGGGAUCAAGCCCUGUCCGUCACUCACAGGACCGCGCGUGUUCUUUGCUGGGGCAGCUUUCAGACAGAGAGUUUGGAGGCUCCCUUCACCAAGCGAGGACAGAUAAUUACGGAACAAGUGAAAAUGUAUUAGAAAAAUUACAACAUCAGUGAAAUGUGUUUGUGUUAUUUUGUC